CUUUCCUACUCUAUCCGGAGUAUUGUCAACGCAAAAUGUCGCAACUGGAGGGGCAGAAUCUGCAGAGUCAGCAGUAGGUUUCUCACGAUCCAUCAUUUUGCAUUUGGAUCAUACGGAGUAGCGUUCCUUGAUUGACAUAAACCCCACUUACUAUUUACUUCCAGGCAAUAUAUACUCGGUAUCACAUUUUCUUCCAGUCAUCUACCCGUCAGGCCUUCAGUGGAGCGUUCGGUGUAUGAACGGCAUGGAAGCACGCUAGAAAAUUAUCCUCGACAAAUGUCGAUCCGAGUUCAUGGGUGCUUGGUUAAAUACGAGGAAACUGUUUGAUCUUUGUUUCAAGACUUGACAAAUAGCCGUUUGCCUCGGAUGACUCUCACCCGAUACUUCUAUUGUUUCUGCGAUUCAGUCAAGAGUUCUCUACAGGGGAUGCUGGAAAUCUCGGGGCACACGACCACAGCAUCGUAUUUAGAGAUGACGUCUGACUGUGAGCGGUUCAGAUAAUAAGGCUUUUGGGCACUAAACGGCUUCACUUGUCACAUUCUAUCACAUUCAUGGGCUCGGGCUGGAGACCUUCGAAUAACAAUCGUUAUUCUAAAGGGUCGACCUUGAUAAUGAGUCAUCUGACUAGAAGUAAGGGAUGGAUGUGCUUUGGCAGUCAGCUACAUGAGUCCCAUGCAGCCAGUGGCUUAGUUUCCCGUCCGCAUGAGAUUUGCUGUCACGAUCGCAGAGUAUGGAACACAUUGCAGUACAUUCACAAUGACUGGCUAAGAUACGCAUUUCAAAUCAGCCGACUAUCCUGGCUCAUUUCACAGCUGAGGCUGAGUGGAUCUAACCUUAUCCCAAGCUUUGCGUCAUGCUGUCUCCUUGAAAACCGUCCCCUUACCGAUUGGCUCAAGAAACGCAGUGCAUCGGGACCAGGGUGUUGCUUUUCGACCAGGCAGCGCUUCCAUUCAGCAGCGGAACCGAUGGAUUCGGUCACUGUGAGUUGCUUUAUGAGUUGCACGAUGCCAAGUAAUCGUUACUCACUCUCAUGAUAGAUGAUGCUGGUAUUGAUGCCCAAUGUCCGAGACGGUUGUAGUACCUCCCGUAGCUUGUUUACCAUUAACUAUACACAGGGAGCUGUUCAAUGAUAUCACUGUGCCGUUGUAGUCACUCUAAGCCAUCCGCAGGUUCGGCGCGGCGUUGGACGCGGGGCCCGAAAUUCGCAGUUUCUUGAUUGUACGUGUACCUUGGCGUCUCCGAUAGCGGUUGCGCGAAAAUAUCCAUCCUCUGGUUUGGUAAAAUUGUUAGAAAACGAAGAUCCUAGAGGUCUUUGGUUGACUUCCCUUGGGAUCAACAUCAG
Messenger RNA from Aspergillus pseudonomiae, 1342 nucleotides. RefSeq lists its product as uncharacterized. NCBI's taxonomy places the organism in Eukaryota, Fungi, Ascomycota, Eurotiomycetes, Eurotiales, Aspergillaceae. The record is from RefSeq and is a predicted model, not a curated record. The coding region runs from base 552 to 1034 and encodes 160 amino acids. The transcript has a single exon.